This is a messenger RNA of Aspergillus terreus NIH2624, 1638 nucleotides long. RefSeq names its product PPIL4 family peptidylprolyl isomerase. Gene Ontology annotation, molecular function: RNA binding; peptidyl-prolyl cis-trans isomerase activity. Gene Ontology annotation, cellular component: nucleus. The record is from RefSeq and is a predicted model, not a curated record. Gene Ontology annotation, biological process: protein peptidyl-prolyl isomerization. Lineage: Eukaryota; Fungi; Ascomycota; Eurotiomycetes; Eurotiales; Aspergillaceae. The coding region runs from base 1 to 1638 and encodes 545 amino acids. The transcript is spliced from 5 exons.
AUGACCGUCCCCAACGGUAAAGAAGCCAGGGUACUGUGGUGGCUGGCGGAGCGGCUCUUGACCGCCUGGCAGUAUAUUCCAAUUCCAGCGUCGUCUCCAAUCAUUCUUCACCCUCCGCAGCCCGGUCGAGGUCAAGCUAUUCCCAUCUGCCCGUACUUUGCGAUUCUCCGAUCGUCUUCUUUCCAUUUUGGUCUUCCCCUGCGUCCUGUCUGUCCUACAACUUGUCGAUCAUCGCCGCAUCACCUGCAGGUGGUGGGAAGCGCCAUGAGCGUGUUACUCGAAACGUCUCUAGGCGAUAUUGUCAUCGACCUCCUGGUCGAUGAGUCACCCAAAGCAUGUGAGAACUUCCUAAAGCUAUGCAAAGUCAAGUAUUACAACUUUUCGCCCGUCCAUAGCGUCCAGAAAAAUUUUACCUUCCAGACCGGUGAUCCCCUGGGACCCGACUCCCCGGAAAGCGAUGGCGGUUCGUCGAUAUGGGGCCUCUUGGAAGGUCCUUCGAAGAGAACCUUCUCCUUGGAACACCCGCCGAAGUUGAAACACGAUGAACGAGGGACUGUCAGCAUGGCAACGGUGCCGUCGCCGGCUGACCCUGAUCAGCGCAUCGCCGCGAGUCAGUUUAUAAUUACGCUGGGAGAUAGUCUGGACUACUUGGACGGGAAAGCGGUGAUCUUCGGGAAGGUGGUUGAGGGAUUCGAUGUCCUUGAAAAGGUCAAUGAUGCUUUCGUCGAUGAUCGAGGCCGACCGCUUAAGGACAUUCGUAUCCGCCAUACAGUGAUCCUCGACGAUCCAUUUGACGACCCGCAAGGUCUCGUGGUACCUCCAGAGAGUCCUUUACCGUCCAAGGCCCAGUUAGCUACUGUCAGGAUUGCCGACGACGAGGAACUUGACGACAACAUGGAUGAAGAGGCUAUGGAGAAGCUCCGGAGGGAGCGUGAGGCCAGAGCGCAAGCGCUGACCUUGGAAAUGGUGGGAGACCUUCCUUUCGCUGAGGUCAAGCCACCAGAGAAUGUCCUGUUUGUCUGCAAAUUGAAUCCCGUCACGCAAGACGACGAUCUGCACCUCAUCUUCAGUCGGUUUGGAAAGAUCCUCUCAUGCGAAGUCAUCCGCGACAAACGAACGGGGGACAGUUUACAGUACGCGUUUAUUGAGUUUGAGAAUCAGAAGGACUGUGAGCAGGCCUAUUUCAAAAUGCAGGGUGUUUUGAUCGAUGACCAUCGUAUACAUGUGGAUUUCUCCCAGAGUGUAUCCAAAUUAUCCGACAGCUGGCGCAAUGCUACCAUUUCCAAACGCAGCGGUCAACGAGGAGGAUUCGGUGGCGUGGACAGUCUCGAGAGGAAGCGCCAAUAUCGGGCGUCUGACAACCCUCGUCAACAUGAUGAUGACUAUGGCAUGGUCUUCGACAAGAGGGAUUCGCGGCGGACCAGCCACAGUCCCCAGAGAGGUCCUCGUCGCGAUCGAAAAGGCAGCCGCAGUCCGCGACGUGAUUCAUACCGGAGCCGAUAUCGCGACCGAUCACACAGUCGGAGUCCGCCACGCAGGGAUUCAUACCGGGACAAGGACCGCAGCCGGUACUACGACCGUGACCGACGACGGGAUGAUCGCGACACGGAACGGUAUCGGGAGCGACGACGUCAUUGA